This is a messenger RNA of Oryza sativa Japonica Group (Japanese rice), 1669 nucleotides long. RefSeq names its product putative F-box protein At2g02030. Gene Ontology annotation, molecular function: protein binding. The record is from RefSeq and is a predicted model, not a curated record. Lineage: Eukaryota; Viridiplantae; Streptophyta; Magnoliopsida; Poales; Poaceae.
GGCAUAUACUAUGCAUUAUCUGGUUGAUGAUGGUGCACGUGUGUAUGCAUUAAUCAAAAACUAAUCACAAAUGGCGUCCGACGACUCUUCUCCGCCAGACGCCAAGAGGCUACGCCGCUCGCCGCCGACCUCCACCUCUCCCGACCACCUCCUCGUCGACGAGAUCCUCACGCGCCUCCCCAUCGCCGCCGCCGUCCGCCUCCGCGCCGUCUCCCGCGACUGGAACGCCGCCCUCACCACCGACCACUUCAUCCUCGCCCACCGCGCCAGGGCCGCCGCCGCGCGCCACCCGGAGCUGCUCUUCUUCGCGCCGCCGGACCACCGCAACACCACCACCUUCUACGCCUGCUCGCUCCGCGGCUGCGAGCCGCCGGCCGCCGCACGCGAGCUCCUAACCAUCGACUACUUCAGCGCCAAGCACGCCGUCAUGUCGCCCACGCCGUGCAGGGGCCUCACCCUCGUCUCCGACGGCCGCGCGCCGCGGUAUUACCUCCUCAACCUCUCCACCGGCGAUCACGUCGCGCUGCCGCCGUGCCAGCCGGCCGCGAAGGCGCACCCUGAUCCGCUAGCAUGGUUACCCCGUGGCACCACGAGUUAUCUCCCGUCGAUGACGCCAUGGCGCCCCUUCGAGCUCUCGACCACCGGGCUCGGCUUCGACACGGCGACCGACGAGCACAAGGUGGUCAGGCUCUUCAAGAGACGCAACGGGGAGCACGCCUGCGAGGUGUACACCCUGGGAAAGCCCGGCGGGUGGCGCCCCUGCGCCGGGAGAGUGCCGGCGUCCGCGGCCAGCAUCCUCCCAGCCAUGCCGCCGGUGUUCGUCAACGGCUACCUCUACUGGCUGCUCCAGCCAGCCGCCCCCGGCGACGAGCAGAUCCGGCGAAUCCUAUCGUUCUCCAUCGGCGCCGAGCAGUUCGGGUCGGUGUACGUGCCGCCGCGGCUGUCCUCCCGAAUGUGCCACCUCGCCAACCUCGACGGCUCGCUGUGCGCCGUCUUCGACUACCGCGGCGCCGGCGGCGUCUACGGGCUGUUCACGUGCAGCGAGCCCUCGGCGUCGCCGUCGCCGUCGUGGUCGGUGCGUUGCUCCAUCUACCUGAAUAGGCUGCCGCGAGAGGUGAGCGACGAGCUGAUGGAGGAGCGCGUGAUCGUGCCGCUCUGCACCGCCGGAGGCAGGAUCCUGCUCGCCACGGGGCGCCACGAGGUGUUCGCCUACGACGCCGGCCGGAACGCCGUCGAGCGCGUGUUCCGCAUGCAGGAGUUCGUCGAUGUGCCGAAUGACUGCCGCGAGGCUCGCCUGCUGCUCAGCGUUGGCCUCCACGACGAAUGCAUCGCCGACCUUCACCCGGGCGCCGGCGGCGAGAGGAUGCUUUUUGUGAACACGGGACGCCGCGGCAACACGGUGGUCAAGCGAGAGGUGCCCGUCGAGUACCACGACGACAGCGAUCGUCGUUUCAAUGUAUUUUUCAAGGAUUUGGCCACGAUGGCUGCCCAAAUUUAGUUGAUACUAUUUGCAUAUUUAUAUUAGAUUUAGUUUUGUUUAUAAAUACGGGAUUGCUAAAUCAUUUUUGAUAUGUAAAAGUUGUAUGAUGUGGCUUUAUGAGAGAAGAAAAGGAGGACGAUAAUUCCAACUAUAGAUUAAUCAUUUGAGGGAUACAAAUAAUUGAGAUAA